Messenger RNA from Acanthosepion pharaonis, 2085 nucleotides. The record is from the annotation of a GenBank genome assembly. Lineage: Eukaryota; Metazoa; Mollusca; Cephalopoda; Sepiida; Sepiidae.
AUGGUAAGCUGCUUUUCAAGUUUAAUUCUUCGUUUUCUUUUAUUUUUGCUUAUUCUGUCAAAAGUAUUCAAUAGAUACAAAAGAGUUUCUCUCUCUCCAUUUGCUCCCUUCUCUCUCCUCUCUCUCCUCUCUCUCUCUCUCUCUCCCUCCCUCCCAUACACAUUAAGUUCUGUGAAGAUCGAUAACAGAACGAGUGGAUACCCCUCACUAUCUAUCUAUCUAUCUAUCUAUCUAUCUAUCUAUCUAAUGUUCAUUUUCUCUCUCUCUCUGUCUCUGUCUGUCUGUCUGUCUCUCUGUCUCUCUCUCUCUCCCGCUUUCGCUGCACACAUAUCAUCUUGCACUUUUGUCUCAGUUGGGGAUACAAACAUUCUUCAUAUUAUACUCAUCACUUUUUCUUUCCUCUCUCUCUCUCUCUCUCUCUCUCUCUCUCUCUCUCUCUGUCUUCUCUCUUCUGUCCCCUCUCUUUCGUUCUUUCCUUCUCUCUUUUUCUUUCCAAUUUCUGUUUUUCUUCCCUCUCUCUAUUUUUCUUUGCCUUCUCUAUUUUCCUUUCCUCUCACUCUUUUUCCCCCUCUCUCUUUUUCUUUCACCUCUCUCCGUUUUUCUUUCCUCUUUCGCUUUUUCUUGUACACACUGGCAUUCCCUCAUUACCAGUGUUUCUAUUACUUUUCAAUCUUGCUGUCAAUCUAUUUUAUAUGUCCAUCUACUUAUAUCCACAUGAAAAAUAAUUUCUCAUUUUUCUUUUUCUCCCUUAUAAACAUAUACGCUCUCUCUUUCUUUCGUAACUCUCCGUCUCUCUAUUUCUGUGUGCGUGUGCCCCACUCUUAUUUUUCUGCAUUUCUAUAUUUCCUUCUUUUUCUUCUGGUUUUCUUUCUUUCUGUUUUCGUCUUUUUCUUUGUGUCGUUGUCUUUUUCUUUCUUUCUGUCUUCGUCUUUUUCUUUGUGUCGUUGUCGUUUUCUUUUCUUUCUGUCUUCGUCUUUUUUCUUUGUGUCGUUGUCUUUUCUUUCUUUCUGUCUUCGUCUUUUUCUUUGUGUCGUUAUCGUUUUCUUUCUUUCUGUCUUCGUCUUUUUCUUUGUGUCGUUGUCGUUUUCUUUCUUUCUGUCUUCGUCUUUUUCUUUGUGUCGUUGUCUUUUUCUUUCUUUCUGUCUUCGUCUUUUUCUUUGUGUCGUUGUCUUUUUCUUUCUUUCUGUCUUCAUCUUUUUUUUGUGUCGUUGUCUUUUUCUUUCUUUCUGUAUAUGUAUCUUUCUUUCAUGUCUUUUUCUUUCUGUCUGUCUUUUUCUUUCUUUUUGCCUUCCUUUCUUUCUUGCUUUCUUUCUUUCUUUCUGUUAUUCUUCCUUUCUGUCUUUCUUUCUUUCCUUCUGUCUUUGUCUUUCUUUGUUUUUCUUUCUUUCUGACUUUCUUAAUUUCUUUCUCUUAUUGUAUGUCUCACUUUGUAUGCCUUUCUUUCUGUUUUUAUCUUUCUGUAUUUGUCUUUCUUUUUUUUGCCUGUUUUUAUUUCUGUCUAUCUUUCUUUCUUUCUUUCUUUCUUUCUUUCUUUCUUUCUUUCUUUCUUUCUUUCUUUGUGCCUUGCCAAAACCCUCUAGCUUUUUAAUCGUUCUCUCAUUGGUUAGUAAAGUUUAUAAUGUUUUUUUUUUCUUUUUUUUUCAUUUUUCUGUUUUCUUUCCUCUUUUUUCUCUUUCGUCUCUUUUUCGUUUUACGCCUUUCUUUCUUUUUACUUCUUUCUUUCUUUUGACUUCUUUCUUUCUUUUUCCCCCGUUUUCUUUGUCUCUCUCUUUCUUUCUUUCUUUCUUUCUUUUUCUCGCUCUUUCUUUCUUUCUUUCUUUCACUCUCUCUUUCUUUUUUCUUCUUUUCCUUUAUUUUCUCUCUAUCUCUCUUUUUAUUUUUCCCUUUCUCUGUUUCUUUUCUCUUUCUUUCUUUCUUUCUUUUUCUUUCUUUUCCUUUCUUUUUUCUCUAUCAUUUUCUUUUUCCCUUUCUCUGUUUCAUUUCUCUUUCUUUCUUUCUUUCUUUCUUUAUUUCUUUGUCUCUUUCUUUCUCUCUCUUUCUUUUUCUCUCUCUCUCUCUUUCUUUCUUUUCUGUGUCGUAAAAUAA